UCUUUGCGGCUGGGUUUUCCUUCCAAGAUACUUUUGUUGCACGCGUGGUUUUCCCGUGUACUGCUGCUGGCGUUGAACUUUUCGAAAUAAAGCAACGUGGGGAAGGCGGACCUGGCAUCAAGAGGAAAGAAACCGGAGGAAGAGAUGCCCGUAGUGAUCGGCUUUGAGGGCAGCGCCAACAAGAUCGGAAUUGGGAUUGUCAGGGAUGGGGAAGUGCUGAGCAAUCCCCGACGGACAUAUGUAACCCCUCCGGGACAGGGUUUCCUUCCAGGUGACACGGCACGCCACCACCGUUCUUGCGUUCUUACUGUGUUGCACGAAGCCCUAGAAGAGGCUGGAUUGAAACCUCGGGACAUUGAUGCAGUGGCUUUCACCAAAGGCCCAGGGAUGGGAGCUCCACUGGUGACUGUAGCUGUUGUUGCCAGAACUGUGGCCCAGUUGUGGGGGAAGCCACUUCUGGGAGUGAAUCAUUGUGUCGGACACAUUGAGAUGGGGCGGCUUGUGACCGGUGCAAAGAACCCAACAGUGUUGUACGUCAGUGGUGGGAACACUCAGGUCAUUGCAUACUCUGAGCAUCGUUAUCGUAUAUUUGGGGAAACUAUAGACAUUGCUGUGGGAAACUGCCUGGAUCGUUUUGCUCGAGUGUUGAAGAUCUCAAAUGAUCCCAGUCCAGGCUACAACAUCGAACAGAUGGCCAAAAAGGGUCAAAAGUUGGUCGAGCUUCCCUAUACAGUGAAAGGCAUGGACGUGUCAUUCUCUGGGAUUCUGUCCCACAUAGAGGACGUGGCUCACAGAAUGCUGUCUGCAAAAGAAUGCACUCCAGAGGACCUCUGCUUCUCUCUACAGGAGACACUCUUCGCAAUGCUGGUGGAGAUCACCGAACGGGCCAUGGCACAUACCAGCUCCAGUGAGGCCUUAAUUGUGGGCGGCGUUGGCUGCAACGAGCGACUUCAAGAGAUGAUGGGGAUCAUGUGCAGAGAGAGAGGGGCUCGACUCUUUGCAACUGAUGAAAGGUUCUGCAUUGACAAUGGUGCCAUGAUCGCCCAAGCUGGUUGGGAAAUGUUUCAGUCUGGUCAAGUCACAGCACUCAAAGAUUCGUGGAUUACGCAAAGGUAUCGUACAGACGAAGUGGAGGUAACGUGGCGAGACUAAGGGUUUCUCUUCUCCAGUUUGGAAGCCGUGAAGAAAAAGCAGCUGCAAGGCUCAUUAGAUACACCCUUUUUUUAAAACGCACACUUUUUCGCCUAAAAUAAAUGAUCUGAUUUUGUAGGAAAGGGCUCUACAGUGUGUCUGUGCUG
Messenger RNA from Protobothrops mucrosquamatus (brown spotted pit viper), 1298 nucleotides. It is a transcript of the gene OSGEP, whose product is annotated as O-sialoglycoprotein endopeptidase. Bases 145 to 1152 code for a protein of 335 amino acids. Lineage: Eukaryota; Metazoa; Chordata; Lepidosauria; Squamata; Viperidae. The transcript is spliced from 12 exons. Gene Ontology annotation, biological process: tRNA threonylcarbamoyladenosine modification. The record is from RefSeq and is a predicted model, not a curated record. Gene Ontology annotation, cellular component: EKC/KEOPS complex; cytoplasm.